Molecule: messenger RNA, 2994 nt
Organism: Cercopithifilaria johnstoni
Lineage: Eukaryota; Metazoa; Nematoda; Chromadorea; Rhabditida; Onchocercidae
Source: the annotation of a GenBank genome assembly
AUGAUAGUAGAUCAAGUGCUGUGUUGUUUUAAUCGAAUCAGAUCGAAUGAUAUAGAUGAAGAGAAAGUUCAUAUUGAGAAAUAUAUUUUCAAACCGGAUCCACUGCAUCAUUUGGUUUUUACAUUGGAUGCAGCCAAUCUUGAUAAGCAUGAAGUGGAUGUUGCAUUCCCGAGACUUCUGGCAGAGUUGGAUUUAUCACCCGAAAAUCAGAAAUUACUGCUCGAACAGCCUAUUGAAAAGAAAUGCCUAAUGCUUAAAGAACAAACUGCUAUACAAGAAAUGUAUGGCAUAGGUAAUGGUAAAAUAGCGGAGAAAUUUUUGGAAAUAAUUCAGGAUAAUAAUUUAUUAAGCAAUGAUAGUAAUCUUCAUAUUCUGAAAGCGUUGUUUAUCUCGCUGAGAACGCAAUCACACAGUUAUGUGGAAAAUUUCGUGAAAUUAAAUGGCGAUGGUCAUUUAAGAAAUUUGCUGAGAGAAUGUCGAAAACGAUCCGGACUGGAACAACAUGCAGCUAUAAUACUGCUAUGCUUUCGAGCUCUUCUGAAUUCAACUGUUGGCCGAUUGGCUGUUCUAUCGUCAGAUGAGACACUUUGUGCCAUUGCAUCGUCCACCUCUCUUCUGAGUGCUAAAUGCAAGGUAUUGUGUUAUGAAAUAUUAGCGGGUAUUUGUUUGAUACCUAAUGGACAUCAAAAAGUACUGCAUGCAAUAACGGAAGCACGUGGAAUCCUUGGAGAAAGGACGAGAUUUCAGCGAUUGGUCGAUGAUAUUUAUCGAAAUUAUAGCAACGAUCGUGAAACAGACCGAGUACGUACGGCUGCAAUGAGCUUAGUUAACGCAUUACUAAGCACUGGCUCUGCUGAAAAUUCAUUGGAAUUUCGUAUGCAUUUACGGUUUGAACUAUUAAUGUUAGGCUUACAUAAUAUUUUGGAACAACUUCGUACAACAUCAUCCGCCGUUUUGGAUGAUCAUUUUGAUUUGUUUGAAAUGAGUCAACAAGAGGAUGAGCUUCAUUUUGCCAGGAGCGAUUCAGGAACAUCAACACCAAUUGAUGCAGAAAAUCCAACAGAUAUUGUUGAUAUAUUAAUGGAACGAUUGAAUAAUACCAUUGCAAUGCCUCAUUUUAUUUCUAUUUUGCAGCAUCUUGUUCUUGUUCCAACCGAUAAUAAACAUGUCCAUAUAUGGAGAUUACUCGAUAUUGUACUACAGCAACUGGUUUUACAAGCGAAAAUGGAUGUUUGUACUGAUAUGCAACAGCCUAUUGUUAGUAUAGAUAUGAAUAAAGUUUUAUCCAGAUUACAUACACAACAUGAAUAUGAUAAUCUUGAAAAAAUGUAUAACGAAUUGGAGGAAGAAUUGCGAAGAGAGCGAAUGAAUAUGGUUGAAUUGCGAAGUCGUCUUGCUGAUUGCGACAUGCGUUCUAUUUAUUCCAGAACGAGCGCCGAUUCGACAGAUUCGACGUUUCCAUCUGAUCCAUCGCAAUCACCAAGUCCAUCAUCAUCUUCGGUACCACCGGUAUGUCCACCACUCUUACCUCCACCACCACCACCACCAUCAUUAUUACAACUUAGCAUGCAAAAUGGCCGAAUAGCAACAGAAACAAUUGAUACGAAUGAAAAAAUGAAAAAAAUACCGGAAUCAACAAUGAAAUUGAAAACGCUUAAUUGGAUUAUGAUUCCGAAAGAGAAAAUUUUUGGUACCAUCUGGGAGAAUAUCGAUGAGGAAAAAUUGUACCAACAGUUAGAUCUCGAAGAUAUUGCACAGAAUUUUUCAAUUAGCAAAAUAUCAGUAGAUGAAACGGAAUCAUUAAGUGAAACAAUACGUCGGCAGUAUCGUGCAGAAACAUCCAUUUCUAUCAUUGAACCACGCCGUGCACAAAAUUGCACAAUUAUGCUAUCAAAACUUCGAUUAUCAAAUAAACAAAUUAAAAGUGCCGUUUUAUCAAUGGAUCAAUACGACGAAUUACCACGUGACAUGAUCGAACAAAUGUUGAAAUUUUUGCCGACCAAAGAAGAAAUUCUAAAAUUACGCGAAAUCGUGGAUAAGUACAAAACUGCCGGCGUACUAUCAGUAGCCGAUCGAUUCUUUUAUGAAAUUAGCAAUGUUCCACGAUACGAAGAACGAUUACGCUGUUUGCAUAUUAUUAGUACAUAUCGAGAACGUGUUGAUGAGGUUUCGAAUACUGUCGAAACUGUAACAAAUGCUGCAACAGCUGUGACAGCUAGCAAACGUUUAAGACAAUUGUUACGUAUGAUUCUAGCAGUGGGAAAUUUCCUGAAUCGUGGGAAACGUAAUGGAAAUGCUUAUGGAUUUACAUUAACUUCGUUACGAUUACUCACGGAAGUACGAAAUUCAUUACGUUCCGAUCGUAAUUUAUUGCAUUAUGUCGUUGAGCAAAUCGAAAAUAAAAAAUCAGAUGUGUUACGACUAAAGCGUGACCUGGAAAGCGUUUAUCAGGCUGCUAGACAUAGUCGCAAAGAAAUCGAACAGGAACUUUGUGCAUUACGCAAAUCAAUCUCAAUUGCAACGGAAGCGUUACAUGUAAGUGAAUCAGUAAAUGGACAGGAAAUGUGGGAUAACGAAUGUGACCGGGAAGUGGAUCGUUUUGUAGUAGUGUUGAAGAAUUUCCUGAAUUCUGCUGAAAAUGAUUUUGCACAAGUUGAAAAACAAUAUGGUGAAAUGAAUAACAAAUUCCGGCUAUGUGUGAGAAUGUUUGCGGAAGAACCACGAACCACUUCACCGGAUGAUUUCUUUGGUAUAAUUUCGAAAUUUUUAACUGCCCUAACCGAAUGCCAUCGUCAUAUUUGGGAGGAACGUGAAAAUUUGGAACGAAUUAAAAAACAAACAAUGGCACGAUCAAUGUUCUCUAAAAAAUCUCGACAACGCGAUAAUCAUAACAAUGACUUUGAUCAAUUAGUUAUGGCAUUACAAAGUGGUGAAAUAUUUUCCGAAGAAUUGACACGUUUAAGGACAUCAUUUCGUUCACGGAAGAAAUCAUAA